Angiostrongylus costaricensis is the source of this 1629-nucleotide messenger RNA. The record is from the annotation of a GenBank genome assembly. NCBI's taxonomy places the organism in Eukaryota, Metazoa, Nematoda, Chromadorea, Rhabditida, Metastrongylidae.
AUGACCGCAUCCGUCGCAAACGCCAACACGGGUACGCCAUCGUAUUCGAUGGCUUCGCUUUAUGUCGGUGAUCUUCAUCCCGACGUCACCGAGUCGAUGCUGUUCGAAAAGUUCAGCACCGCAGGUUCUGUGUUGAGCAUCCGCGUGUGCCGUGACAACGCUAGCCGUCUUUCCCUUGGUUAUGCUUAUGUGAACUUCCAGCAACCAACUGAUGCGGAACGCGCCCUGGAUACCAUGAAUUUUGACAUCCUGCAUGGCAGACCGAUGCGGAUCAUGUGGUCUCAACGUGACCCUGCCGUAAGAAGAUCAGGCACGGGAAACAUAUUUAUCAAAAAUCUGGACAAAGUCAUUGACAAUAAGUCUAUCUAUGACACAUUCUCGCUGUUUGGGAACAUUCUUUCGUGCAAAGUGGCCGUUGACGAUGAAGGUAAUAGCAAGGGUUAUGGUUUUGUUCAUUUCGAAACCGACGAAGCUGCUCAGAAUGCAAUUAACAAGGUCAAUGGUAUGCUGCUCGCAGGGAAGAAAGUAUAUGUGGGAAAAUUCCAGCCGCGAAGCCAGAGGAUGCGCGAGAUGGGGGAGUCCACAAAAAAAUUUACUAACGUAUUUAUCAAAAAUUUUGGUGAGAGCCUGGAUAAAGAAGGACUUCAGAAGCUUUUUGAACCUUUUGGUCAAAUCACGAGUUGUGCUGUCAUGACUGAUGCCGAGGGCAAAUCGAAAGGCUUUGGUUUUGUUGCUUACGAACAGCCAGAGCAAGCCGUGCAAGAAAUGAACGACUAUGUCAUCGAGGGAACUGAGUACAAGCUGGUCGUUUGCCGUGCUCAAAAGAAGAGCGAACGCAAUGCCGAACUUAAGCGCAAACAUGACCUUCAAAAGGUCGAACGCAUGCAACGUUAUCAAGGGGUUAAUCUCUAUGUGAAGAAUUUAGAUGAUACUGUCGACGAUGAGACUCUUCGCAAACACUUUGAGUCUUAUGGAAAAAUCACAUCUUGCAAGGUGAUGACGGAUGAGAAUGGCCGUUCAAAAGGUUUCGGAUUCGUUUGUUUUGAGAAGCCUGACGAAGCUACUAACGCUGUAACUGAGAUGAACUCGAAAAUGGUGUGUUCAAAGCCACUCUAUGUUGCAUUAGCACAGCGGAAAGAAGAUCGUCGUGCACAAUUGGCGUCACAGUACAUGCAGAGACUAGCAAGCAUGAGGCUCAGCAACAACGUACCUGGCACGAUGUAUACACCUAGCCAGGGUGGAUAUUUCGUCUCAAGCACAUUGCAGGGCCAGAGACCUCAAGCCACCGGUGGAAAGCAAGGUGCUGCUCCACUGUUUCAACAAUACCAACAAAACCAGCAGCAACGACCACAUAUUAAUCAGGGGAUAGUGGUUGGAGGACAAGAGCCUCUUACGUCUCAUAUGCUUGCCCAGGCUGCACCUCAGGAACAAAAGCAACUACUCGGAGAGCGCAUAUAUGCUCUGAUAGAUAGGUUGUAUCCCGGUCAUAAAGAUGCUGGAAAGAUUACGGGAAUGAUGUUGGAAAUCGACAACUCGGAGCUAAUCAUGAUGUUGCAAGAUAUGGAUCUGUUUAAGUCAAAGGUCGAGGAAGCAUCUUCGGUGCUUCAGUCGGCUGCUAAGAUGAACUGA